AUGGGCGAGAACGAGAACGAGAACAAGAGGAGGCGGAUGAGGAGACGCCACACACACGUGCCAGCGCUGCGCAUGCCGGCCUACACGCGAGGCGACCCGGGCGAGCAGAAGGACGUAAGACCAAGCAGCGCGUGCGUGCGUGUUUUUACCACCGGAAAGAAUCCUCCUCUCCGCCAGAUGCGCUGCUGACAGGCUCUCAAACACGGGCAAAGUCAAAACCAGUCCAUUUUGGGGGCCGGGAAUGUGACUCGCACGCCAUGCCUUGUAGACGGCGGGAGAGAGAGAGAAAGAGGUAACCCAAAAAGGAAGAAAAUAAACGAAGAAGAAGAAGAAGAGAACGAAACGAAACGAGCAAAAUUCCACUCUCUUUUUUUCGAGGAACGUUCUCUGGCAACCCGAGCAACAGAUCUCGCAGUUUCUCGGGGAGGCGAUAUGCGAG
Colletotrichum destructivum is the source of this 439-nucleotide messenger RNA. RefSeq lists its product as uncharacterized. The record is from RefSeq and is a predicted model, not a curated record. Bases 1 to 189 code for a protein of 62 amino acids. Lineage: Eukaryota; Fungi; Ascomycota; Sordariomycetes; Glomerellales; Glomerellaceae. The transcript has 2 exons.